UCCUAUCUAUCUAUCCUUUUCGCAAUUUGAUAUCAAUCUUUGUUUUGUCUUGCACUAUUUUUCAUAAUGCGCAUAAUUUGUUUUAUUUUUUGUUUCUUUAUUUUUUAAGUAUUUUGACUGGGAGCAAUCUGGCAUCCACCUUGUUUCGAUCUGUGCGAAGGAUACAUUCAAUUAAUUUAUCUGCACCGAAAUUACAGCAAAAGGUUUUCAUACGUCAAAUUUCAGUAAAGAAGAUGGAUGUUUCACAGCAUAUUCUAGAAAAUGAAACUGAGGUUUGCCACCUUGAUUGUGUCACAGCAUUUAAAGCUUUGAGCAAGAGUGAAAAAUUGUAUUCACAUUAUUUGGGAAAAGCAUCAUUCUAUGGUGGACUGAUUGUCCUGCACCAAACUUCUCCCGAGUCACCAAAAAUAUUCUGUCUUUUGAUGAAAAUAUUUUCAAAGCAGAGUGCAGAAGCAAUUGCAGAAAUUGCUGUUGAACGAUGUGGAUUUUCAGCAGAAGAUGUAACAGCAUUCAAUGUUUACAUUGCUGGGUUUCUGGCAAACAUGGGAAACUAUAAAGGAUUUGGUGACACAAAGUUCAUCCCUGGAGUUCCUCGGGAGAAGUUCAUGAAGUUGGUCAUGUGUACAGAUGCAUAUCGUCAAGAACCGGAGCUCAUUGAGUCCUUGAUGCAAGCAUGUGCUGAAAGAACUUAUUCUCUGGAUGAGAACAACAAACAACUGGGUUUAAAGGGGAAUGGAAUCACAGCGUAUUUCUCACUCAAUUGCGACAAAGCUGAUGCUGAAAUGAUACAAAAAUUUCUGGAUGCAAAAUCUAUAAGUGCCUAUAACACUAGACUAUUUAAGAAAGAGUUGAAUGAUGGAAAGUACAAGUAUGAAGUCAGGCUCGCAUCAGUUUCUAAAACUGAUGAUAGUGGUGAUAAACUUCCUUAUUUAGGUGACCAUGAAUUUGAAGGUCACUCAAUCACAGUUCAGCGUGGGGAUUAUAGUGUUUUGAUGAAAAAAGUGGUAGAAAAUUUGGAAAAGGCGAAAGCUAAUGCUCUUAAUGAAAAUGAAGCCUCUAUGAUUAAGGAAUACAUUCGUUCUUUCACAAGUGGUGAUCUCGAAGCACAUAAAGAAGGUUCCCGAUUUUGGAUCCGAGACCAAGGACCUAUUGUAGAAUCUUAUAUAGGGUUCAUUGAGUCAUACAGGGAUCCUUUUGGAACAAGAGGUGAAUUUGAAGGAUUUGUUGCUGUUGUCAACAAAGAAAUGAGCAAAAAAUUUGCAAAUCUUGUUGCAUCAUCUGAUACACUCCUGAAACAUUUGCCAUGGCCUAAGGAUUAUGAGAAAGAUACAUUUUUGCGUCCAGAUUUUACAUCUCUUGAUGUUCUUGCUUUUGCUGGCAGUGGUAUUCCUGCUGGUAUCAAUAUACCAAACUAUGAUGACAUUCGUCAGUCGGAAGGAUUCAAGAAUGUAUCACUUGGUAAUGUGUUAUCUGCAGCGUAUUCUGUAGGAAAAAAAGUAUGGUUUCUUUCCGAUGAAGACCAGGCUAUGUUCAAGGAUUACAAAAGUAAAUCUUUUGAGGUUCAAGUUGGAUUGCAUGAGUUGUUAGGACACGGCAGUGGGAAAUUGUUCAGCACAAAAGAAGAUGGAACCAUGAAUUUUGAUAAAGAAAAAGUCAUCAAUCCAUUGACAAAUAAAUUAGUCGAAAAAUGGUACAAAUCUGGUGAAACGUGGGAUAGCAAAUUUGUUGAACUUUCCUCACCAUAUGAGGAAUGUAGGGCAGAAUGUGUGGGAUUAUACCUGUGCCUCAACAGGGAUGCACUCAAGAUUUUUGGACAUGAAGGACAAUCUGCCGAUGAUAUCAUUUAUGUCAAUUGGCUAAAUAUGGUUUGGGCAGGAGUUCAAGGCCUUCUGUACUACACUCCAGAAAAUAAAACAUGGAGGCAAGCUCAUAUGCAAGCAAGAUAUGUCAUUCUCAGAGUUUUGAUGGAGGCUGGUAUUGUGACUGUUAUGCACACUUCAUGCAAAGAUGACGGAAAGCCAGAUGCUCUUAUCACUCUUGAUCGUUCACUCAUAGAGACCAAAGGUCAAAAAGCAAUUGGUGAUUUCUUGUGCAAACUGCAAGUCUACAAAUCGCAUGGCGAUUGUGAGACUGCCAGAGUUAUGUGGCAGAAAUAUGCAACUGUGGAAUCUGAGAUACAACCAGACAUGUUAAAACUGAGACAGACCGUCAUCUUACGACGUCAACCAAGAAAGUUAUUUGUUCAAGAUAACACCAUUAAUAAAAGUGAAGAAAUUAAUUUGGUUUCUUAUCCUGCCACCCAUUCAGGCCUGAUAGAUUCGUUUGCAGAUAGAUUCAGAGAUGAUGAUAUUUGUGAAUUGUUGAAAAACUGUUAACAUUUAGCAAGCAACUUAUCAUCCUGACAGUUCAAGCUGACAAUAAUGCAGUUUCCAUCUUUUUUUGGUGCAUUCUUUAACCUAUUUUUCAAAUUCUCCAUUCCUCCCCACUAUAUAUAAAAACUCUUGUUUGAAUUUGUUAUUCAAUCUUGAAUAGAACAUUUGCUUGUGAUAUGUGCAACUAGCCUUCUGUACAGUUUAAACAUAUGCAUAUCUAUGUUUCACAAUAAUACUACAUGCAAAUAUAAAGUAAUAUUUAAAUUCCUGCUUGGAGAGGAAUAGGGAAACAUUGGCCCUAAAGAAUCUAAAUUUUUCGCUACAUGAUUCAAUGGCAGUAUCAUGUCAAUUACUUGCCAUCAAAAUAACAUUUCAAUACUACAAGAACCAUUAUAACUAUCAAUUGGGAACCCAAUUUAUGUGUCAAAUAUUUCAAGCUAGCAUUCCUAAUGAAUGACAAAAUCUGUUUUUUGCUUGAUCAAAUAAGCCAAAUGAUUGAAUGAAUGAA
Styela clava is the source of this 2880-nucleotide messenger RNA. RefSeq names its product dipeptidyl peptidase 3-like. NCBI's taxonomy places the organism in Eukaryota, Metazoa, Chordata, Ascidiacea, Stolidobranchia, Styelidae. The record is from RefSeq and is a predicted model, not a curated record. Gene Ontology annotation, biological process: proteolysis. Gene Ontology annotation, cellular component: cytoplasm. Gene Ontology annotation, molecular function: metalloexopeptidase activity; dipeptidyl-peptidase activity.